This is a messenger RNA of Menidia menidia (Atlantic silverside), 952 nucleotides long. The record is from the annotation of a GenBank genome assembly. NCBI's taxonomy places the organism in Eukaryota, Metazoa, Chordata, Actinopteri, Atheriniformes, Atherinopsidae.
GGAUUUAUCGAGUUCAGUCGAACUCCGCGAGUCUUUUUCCAGUGUUCUGAAUCUAAAUCAGGUCAUUUCUAUCUGCUGCGUCCCUUCUGCAUUUGUUUGCGUCAGCGCGCAGAUUUGUGGUGCGCGAAGGAGGACUUUUUUUUUCCCCCGGAAAACACUUUUGUUUAUGUUUUUUUAAGCUUUAUUUCGCACAGCCUAUACCUGUGUUGUGUUUCCCGACUCUGCAUGCCUGCACUCCUCUCCACGAUGGACCUGGUUUGGAUUGUUGGCUUGGUUGUGAGCGCGUGCGCCUGGUUUGCGUCAGCGGAGCGGCACAGCGUCUUCUGGAACAGCACCAACCCAAAGUUUCAAUGGGACAACUACGCCGUGGAGGUGAAGCUGAACGACUACCUGGACAUCGUCUGCCCCCAUUACCCUCAGGGUGAGGUGCCACUGCUGGACGCCGAGCGCUACGUGCUCUACAUGGUGGAGCGGGAAGACUACGAGUCCUGCAAGCCCCAGUCAUACGAUCAGAUGCGCUGGGAGUGUGGCCAUCCCUUUGCCCCUCACGCUCCUGAGAAGUUCUCCGAAAAAUUCCAGCGUUUCACCCCGUUCACUCUGGGAAAGGAGUUUCGUCAAGGAGAAAGCUACUAUUAUAUCUCUAAACCUUUGCACCAUCAUGGCAAAGAGUGUCUCAGGCUCAGGGUGGAUGUCAUUGCGGCGGAUGGAUCUCAAGAGGCUAGAGUGGCUAAAGGAGGCACAGAUGGGGCUGCAGUCGGAGCAGGGGGGGGCGUUCACAACCCCUCCAACAGACUGCCCGCAGCAGAUGACCCGGUGGUGAUCCUGCCGGACGUCCAGAAGAGCGUCCGGACGAACUCCGGCGUGGUUGCAGCAUCCCUCUCCACCCUCUCGCUGCUGGUCCCCCUCUCGCUGUUGCUUUUGUUGCACUGAAGUCCUGCUGGGGAGACCACUC